AUGCAUUUUCGAAGGCCUGAGUAUGCUGUAGUGGCCCUACUCAGACAAUGCUCGACUACAUCCAGAUACCAGGCUUCAGGUAGCGCCUGGAGAACAGCUCAUACGUCCCGCAUAGCUCCACGAUAUCGCAUAUAUACCCACCCUUCGAGUCAACAGCAACGGGGAUAUCAAGCCCAUAGUAGCAAUCGAACGGAUACCUCUACAUCUACCUCGCAAUACUCUUCCUCGAAUUUAGAAUCAACCCACUUCCAAGCCCAUUCCUCGAAUUCUGCAGCGCAAUCGAAUCAAAGUCCCGGAGAUCCGCACAACGAUAAACAUGACUAUGCUGUGCUGGGGGGUGGAAUUACUGGUCUUGCCAGCGCGUAUCAUUUAGCACGGGAGUUUCCAAGUUCAAAAAUCACGCUUUACGAAGGGAGCGACAGGUUAGGGGGCUGGAUAAGGACUGAACGCAUCGAUGUGGAAGGGGGGGAUCUUCUAAUUGAGCAUGGCCCUAGAACGCUUCGGCCGGGUUGGGACGCAGCUGUAUUUACUACAUUGGAACUGAUCCAAGAGCUCGGCCUUCAGGAUGAUAUUUUGAGACCCAGUGAUUCCGUGGCCGAACAGAACCGAUUCAUUUACUAUCCAGACCGCCUUGUGCGCAUGCCUGCCCCUGGCUCCGAUUUCUACUCGAUUGCGUGGUCCCUCCUCACCGAACAGGUCUUUAAGGGGAUGAUCAAGGGAAUUGCUUCAGAUAUUGUGCAGCCUCCUCGACCCUCAGCCCUCGAAGACGAGUCUGUUGGCCACUUUUUGCAGCGAAGACUAGGAAAUACAAAUGUUGGCGACAACUUAAUAUCAGCGAUGCUCCAUGGAAUUUAUGCUGGGGAUAUCAAUCAAUUAAGCAUCAAGAGCAUGUUCCCGAAAUGGUGGCACUUGGAGGGCAAUUAUGGUUCUCUUACGAAGGGGCAGCUUCUCUUGUCUGUUGAAAAGACAGCCAUUGCCGAUACACGAGAUUUAGACUUAAUGGGGGAGAUAAUGCCGAAGGUGGGCCCUGUCCUGGUUCACCGUGUAGGGCCAAGCAUGUAUUCCUUCCGCGACGGGAUUUCUACUUUAUCCUCAGCGCUGGAAAGCUCGCUGCGGGCUAAUCCGAAUGUCACACUCAUGACCGGCAAGAAGAUCCAAAGUGUCGACUUCGAUUAUGCGGCUGAUGGAGUUGCUAUAUCGACAGCUCAAAGCCAAUCAUCAACGACAUAUGGAAAAGUCAUAUCGACUAUUCCCGGCCGAACGCUAUCUACCUUAGCCUCAGGAUCUCUACCCUCCCUAGAAUCCAUCCAUUCCGUCACGGUUAUGGUCGUGAACCUCUACUACCCGGACCCCGACCUCCUCCCAGAACAUGGAUUUGGUUAUCUAAUCCCCCGUUCCAUCCCAUUCGAGCAGAACCCCGAACGGGCGCUAGGCGUGAUUUUCAAUUCCGACAUUAUCCAGGGCCAGGACUCCGCCCCAGGAACUAAGGUGACAGUGAUGCUCGGUGGCCACUGGUGGGAUGGCUUUGACUCUUACCCCGACGAAGAAGAGGGUAUUGCCAUGGCAAAAGCCGUCUUACAAAGACAUAUUGGCGUUGACACUGAACCCUUUGUGGCUAGAGCCACCCUGCAGCGCGAUUGCAUCCCACAGUAUACUAUAGGACAUGAUUCACGCAUGAAAAAUGCGCACCGCGAAUUGAUCAACAAAUUUCAAGGGAAGCUGGCUGUUGCUGGGAGCAGCUAUUCCGGUGUCGGCGUCAACGAUUGUAUAAGGUCUGGAAGGGAUGUUGUUAUGGGGCUUCAAUACCACGCCGAAUUGACAGGUUUAGAGCACUUCACUGUUCCAAGAAAAUAUGCGAAGAUGGCUCCGCUAUAUGAAUAA
Venustampulla echinocandica is the source of this 1881-nucleotide messenger RNA. RefSeq lists its product as uncharacterized. Gene Ontology annotation, molecular function: protoporphyrinogen oxidase activity, oxygen as acceptor. Gene Ontology annotation, biological process: heme biosynthetic process. The transcript has 3 exons. The coding region runs from base 1 to 1881 and encodes 626 amino acids. Gene Ontology annotation, cellular component: mitochondrial inner membrane. The record is from RefSeq and is a predicted model, not a curated record. NCBI's taxonomy places the organism in Eukaryota, Fungi, Ascomycota, Leotiomycetes, Helotiales, Pleuroascaceae.